AUGACGGGCACGCAGGUUACUAUUUCCGAUGGCUCUCAGGCGCAGAAAGCCAGCAAAACUGCGAGCAAGAAGAAGUCUGGUCACAAUGAGUCGUCGCCGGGGGUUUCACUUUCCAUUCCCUCUGUCAAGUCGGGAUUCGUGUCCUCAAACAGCCCAAUCCGCACAGAACAGGCAGCGGAUGCGAACUUCUCGGCACUCCACGGCAGCAAACAGUCGUACAACUCUGGAGACAUGAUUCAUGUUGUCGUUGGUGGAGCAGAGAUCGUGGCUUCCAGCUCUGCCAUGAUGCUGGCUUCGCCUGUUUGGGGUGCAAUGCUGGCGGACAGCUUCAAGCUUACGGAAAGGCAGACUGGGUUAACAAUAAUCAAGCUUGAUGGGGACGCCAAGGCAAUCACUCUGCUCCUCGACAUUGUCCACUAUCGCUUCGCAGAGGUCCCCAGUACUACGAGUUUGUCAGAGCUCUAUCAGCUCUCGCUCACGAUAGCUCAGUACAAGUGCGAACCAUUGAUCCACCCAUGGGCUCGUACUUGGCUUGGGCUUCUCAACCUGAACUCGGCAAAUUUCGUAUCCGAGAAGGACUCCCAUAAGGCGCUAUGGAUUGCCUACACCCUCGGCGACGAAGAAUUGUACAAGACCAUGCUGAAGACACUGAUUCUGAGCCUCAGCCGCAACUCAGAUGGUGACCUUUCCAUCGAAGCAAGUAUCAAGUUGACGGAUAUGGUGCUUCCCGUUGCACUACUUGACAUCAUCUGCGAGACCAGAAUGGUGCUACUCGACACGCUUCUCACAGGGAUCUCAAAGGCCAUCAACCCAGACUCCGCUAUCGAGAUCUGCCGUGUUGGCAAGGAUGAAGACCAGUGUGAAGCCAUCGUCAUAGGCUCGGUCAUGAAGCAGCUCAGGCGCCACAAGCUGUUCCCAGAACUCCCCAAGGCUGUUGACUACAAAGGCAGCGUCCAAGCGCUUGCUGCCACAAUCAAGUCCAUCAAGUCGCUUACCUUUGUUGGCCAGAACCCCGUGCCGCAUCAGAGCCACGACGGUUGCAAGCUCGGUCUGGAUGACAUGGCUGACAGCGUUCUGGCAGAGCUUCCGCUUGUCAUUACCGACGAGCACCAGGAGCAUUUGUAUUUGCAGGGACGGAAGUCUGGCAUCAUCACAGCACCCCAGACUGCCGAGGUCAAGCCUGCAGUCCAGCAACAGGUGGAGCAUGAAGGCCUAAUUAGCACUGUCCACUCCAGCCCAUGCGCGUCCGAGCGCGAGACUUCUCCAUCGAAGCCAGCGGAGAGUGUUGAAGAGGCGUCCAUCGUUCGCUCGGCAGUCGUGAACGAUGACGUUGUGGCGGACACUAACAAGACAAGUGAGUUUCCGGCCUGGUAA
Microdochium trichocladiopsis is the source of this 1374-nucleotide messenger RNA. RefSeq lists its product as uncharacterized. The coding region runs from base 1 to 1374 and encodes 457 amino acids. The transcript has 2 exons. NCBI's taxonomy places the organism in Eukaryota, Fungi, Ascomycota, Sordariomycetes, Xylariales, Microdochiaceae. The record is from RefSeq and is a predicted model, not a curated record.